Diospyros lotus (date-plum) is the source of this 1404-nucleotide messenger RNA. Its product is annotated as basic leucine zipper 9. The record is from RefSeq and is a predicted model, not a curated record. Lineage: Eukaryota; Viridiplantae; Streptophyta; Magnoliopsida; Ericales; Ebenaceae. The transcript is spliced from 6 exons. Gene Ontology annotation, biological process: regulation of DNA-templated transcription. Gene Ontology annotation, molecular function: DNA-binding transcription factor activity. Bases 170 to 1246 code for a protein of 358 amino acids.
GGCCCGCUGGUUUUGCCAUUUCUUAUAUAUUUGUUUCGAUUUUAAAUAAUAACACAAACAACCAGAAUGCUAAUGAUAUGCUUCACCUUUCCGUCUGUGAGCGUGGCUCUGUUUCGAUUGGUUAAUUGAGAAAGCACAAGUCCGUGAGGCGGUGCGGUGGGGGCGUGGAAUGGAUGAGAAGAAAGCAGCGGUGGAGGACGACGCGGCGGCCGCGAUGAUCUUUGGAGGAGGCGACAUGAAGCGGAUCCCGUCGGAAUUGGCACUCGAAGAGCUGUUCAGUAAGAAGGAUCACGGUGAUCAGGAUGAGGAGGAGGAUCGCGAUGAGGAGAUAGUUGGAGAAAUUCGCGCUCAGAUCAGUCAGGGAUCGGAAGCUAAGAGUAGGAGCUCUAGGAGUAAGGUCUUAUUUGCCCAUGGCCACUCUUUUGAUCCGCUUCUCAGCAACUUGUUACAAGCUCAACUUCCUUUCCCUUCCACAGAUCGGGUCAUGAACGAUUUUUCAAGUUAUGGUGGACUAACAGACACCAAUCUGUGGUGUGAAAGUGUCACUUCGAAGCAGUCUGGUACCUCAGUACCUAUUGGUUCCCAGUCAUCAAUGUGUGUUAGAAGUCCAAAUUCAAGUACUAAACCGAAAACCACAGAUAAUCAAGCAACAGGAGCUACCAGUAAUUCCUCACACGAGCAAUCAGACGAUGAUGAUAUGGAUACAGAAGCUGGUAUUUACAAAAAGGGCACCGAUACUAUUGAUAUGAAACGCAUCAAAAGAAUGGUUUCAAACAGGGAGUCUGCUAGGCGCUCGAGGAGGAGAAAACAAGCACAGCUGGCUGAGCUUGAGCUUCAGGUUGAGCAACUGCGUGGAGAGAACGCAUCUUUGUUAAAGCAACUUACUGGCACUACUCAACAAUUUAAAGAUGCUGCCACCAACAAUAGAGUGCUUAAAUCAGAUGUUGAAGCUUUGAGAGCCAAGGUUAAGCUAGCUGAAGAUAUGGUUACUAGAGGAUCAUUGACUUCCAGUUUGAGUAAUCUUCUACAGAACCAUUUGAGCACGCCUCAGUCGACUAGCAGUCACAAGCCAACAAUGGCUGUCCAUGGUGAGGAUGCCUUAUAUACCGGAAUGACGAAACCGAUUGAACUUGAAAGUCCCGGUGCCUUCAAUGACAAUGUCAAGAACGGCAUUCUCAGUGACGGAGCCAACUGCUCGGCCGAGAAUUGGACAUGGGUAAAUCGUGUACCUACCGUUUCCAAGUAGGGCUAUUGUUAAUUGUUGUUCUGUAACCUCCCCCCAGUAAAACCUCCUUUAUCACUGGCUUGUUUUGUAUCCUGGAAUGCAGUAGAGUAAUCAGUGUAUAGCAAUAAGUUUUAUGGAAGAUUCUAAUUUCUAACGGGGAAGAGCCCGUGUCUCCAUCA